AAUCUGAACUUUGAUAGAGAUAUAAAUGACUAAGAUUUCAGAAUUUGCCCUAUAUAAAGGAUUUGAGCUACAAAUUUAGAAUUACUCCAGAAACAUUCAAAUAAUAAGAAUUCACAAGAUCUUACUCGUCACAGGUCAUACAAAACAAGUAAUGGAUAUUCAGAGAUCCUCGUACAUUUUCAUUGCAGUUUUUGUCAUUAUAAUGUUUCUCGCCAUAGGAUCAAAAGCAAGAGCAGAGAUAUAUGAUCCCAAGUGUCCGGGGGUAUGCUCACCUGAAAUUGUACCAAACUGCAAGACACUAUGUGGUAGCUUAGGGUAUCAUGCUGGAGGCUACUGUAAUGGAUUAACGUGUUGCUGCAAAACCAAAAUCCUUUAAACCUUCUAUAUGAUAUCCCACCUCCUUUAAUUGUUUACGUUAAUCUUGAUUGCUCUCUGAUUGUAUAAAAUAAAAUCUAAUAAAGUUUUAAACUUAUAUACAAAACAUAUAUGUAUUGAAACUUUUGGCUAAAC
Molecule: messenger RNA, 510 nt
Organism: Thlaspi arvense
Lineage: Eukaryota; Viridiplantae; Streptophyta; Magnoliopsida; Brassicales; Brassicaceae
Source: the annotation of a GenBank genome assembly